AGUGCGCAACUGAGUGAAAUCAUCAGCAGCCUAAUUGCCCCACUAAAUCUGUCUCCAGCUUCUUCAUCUCUUUCAUCCAAGACCUGUAGGCACAGACAGCUGGUCAAUGGCAUCUCUUUCAGAGCUUCAGACAACAGAGAGGUAUCCUCUUCAAGCAGCUGGUUGCUUGAUCAUCAGCACAUCAAGAAAAGAAGAAGAGACAGGUCAAGACUAAGAUCUCUCUCCGUGGCUAACAUGAGCACAUCUGCCCGAACAAGGCCACUUCACAGUUUCCAGAAGAGGAGACUUUACAGAAUGCACGGUGCCUGUUACUGGAAUCAGCAGACUUCACCAUCUAGAGAUGCCUCCUUUCCAUAUAAAACUCAGUUACCAUGUAUGGUGCCAGCCUCAGCUUUAAGCAAUAGUGAGUACAGCGCAGAAUCUAAAAUACUAGAUUAUGUGCAAGAGCUGGACUCUUCCUUCCAUCCGGUCUUAUCAUUCCCUUCAGAUAUUCCUCUUCACAUAUACUUUGAAACAUUAUUAAGGAGGGAUGACAUCAAAGGAGAACCUGUUGAUACCUCAUCUUUGGGAGUGGAUUUUAAAAUAUCUCCAGACAAUGACUAUAAUCAACUUUCUGUCAAACAAUGGAGCAGUGGCUGUUUAUCUAAUUCCAAAUCUCAAUCGGUGUCAGGAACAUCUGACCAGCUGUCAGAAGGAAGAAAGAAAAGACAUCUAAGUGAGACAGCAGUAGGCGAACGUAAUGCUAGGUUUGAGACAUUCUCCUUUCAACAUGCAGAACCGGACUCCCAUAGCAGUUUUGCUGCCGGGACCAAUGUCAAUGCAAUGACUAGGCCCUCUCACAGCACUUCAUCACAGCAUAACGCCAGAAGGAGGUUGAGAAGUGAGAGCUCCUAUGAUAUAGACAACAUUGUUAUUCCAAUGUCGCUGGUGGCACCAUCAAAGUUGGAGAAACUACAGUACAAAGAAAUCCUUACCCCAAGUUGGAGAGUUGUUGAAUUUCAACCUUUAGAAAGAUCUCAUACAGAUGAAGAAGAGACAGAAGAUUUGUCAGAUGAAGUAUUUUCCUUACGUCACACAAAGUACGAAAAAAGAGAGCGAGCAAGGUGGUCGCUGUGGGAGCAGAGCCGCUGGCCCAGAAGGAAUAGCAGAUCUUACAGCAAAAAUGCAGAUGGACGACACAGCCAAGAUUCGGUGCAGAAAGACCACCACGGCGGCCUUUUUUCUGAACCUGUUCCCGACUUGACGUCGGAAGCCCACAGCUCUGCCUGUUCAGGGACCGCACAACUCGGCAGGGAGAGCCAGGAAGCGAAGUCUGGGCUGUGGGAACUUCGAGUUUUUCCACUAAAAGAUGAAGAGGUAGAAGCUUUACUGUGCCAAGAUCAAAUAACGAAUCAGACUGAAAUGUCAAGUGCAGCUUUCCCCAGCGACUCUCUCUGUACUUCCUGCACACCCAUUGGUUUGCCAGACAAUGGCCAUCCACCAAGAAAACAAUCUACCGAAGAGUCAGACGACUGCGAAAAUGUUUGCCUGGGAAUCAACAAUACAAGAAAACAAAGGUGACAGGGAAUAAUGUGGUUCAUUAAGAAAGCCAAUUAAGGCGGAGAAAAGUGUAAGGUAAAAUCUUUCUUGUUCACACAGCAUAUGACAGCACAAUUCAAAACCUGUACAUUAGCCGCAUAUAAUAUAUUUUCUUUCUUGCUUUGUAACAGGUAGGAUAAAUCCCAAAGACAACACUUUCUUCUUCCUGAACCCCAAGAGA
Messenger RNA from Phaethon lepturus (White-tailed tropicbird), 1759 nucleotides. RefSeq names its product KAT8 regulatory NSL complex subunit 1-like protein. Gene Ontology annotation, cellular component: NSL complex. The record is from RefSeq and is a predicted model, not a curated record. NCBI's taxonomy places the organism in Eukaryota, Metazoa, Chordata, Aves, Phaethontiformes, Phaethontidae. Gene Ontology annotation, molecular function: histone acetyltransferase binding.